GAGAGCGCUGCUAACGCUAAUCAUUUUCGCUCCAUAAGAGUUUGCACGCCCUGAUGGUUAUUCUCAGCACCGGUAAAAAUACUUCGGGCUCUUUUUAAAUUUUUGUUGUAACUGUUACUGCUAUUACAAGGAGAUUUAUUGUUAGUUUUGUUGUAUGUUCAAUGUCGUGUUUAAGAGCUUAAAAUGAGCAAUUCUACCUUUAUUCUCGAUAAUGGUGCUUACACGGCAAAAGCUGGUUUAUCCGUAGAGACACCCAAACUGGUACCGAACUGUAUAAUGAAAGCAAAGAGCGAGCGUCGCAGACCUUUUGUAGGAAAUCAAAUCGAAGAAUGUAGGGACGCUUCCGGUCUCUUCUACAUUUUACCUUUCCAAAAAGGUUAUCUGGUAAACUGGGAUAUUCAGAAAACUGUAUGGGACUAUAUACUCUCGAAGGAAUCCUGUUCAGUAAACUUGAGCCAAAUGUCUGUGAUAGUCACAGAAUCACUGUUUAAUUUUAUCAAUAUUCAAGAAGCUAUGACAGAAAUUUUCUUUGAAGAAUACGAGUGUCAUAGUCUUCUAGGGAUAAAUGCAGCGAGCCUUUCCUGUUAUAAUUAUAGAGCGGAGAAUCCUGCUGCAAAAUGCUGUGUAGUAGUUGACAGUGGUUACAGUUUUACACAUAUAGUACCUUAUAUUAAUGAUAUAAAAGUGAAGGAAGGAAUACGAAGGAUAGAUGUGGGUGGCAAGCUUCUGACAAAUCACCUGAAAGAGAUAAUAUCUUACCGCCAGUUACAUGUUAUGGAUGAGACGUAUGUGAUUAACCAGGUGAAAGAAGAUUCCUGCUUUGUUUCGCAAGAUUUCUUUAAGGACAUGGAAAGAGCCAAGUACAAAUUGGAUAACAAUACAAUCACUAAAGAUUACGUAUUACCGGAUUAUACAACAUUACGACGUGGAUACCUUAAAGAUCCAGAACCACCCAAUGAGCAACAGACAUUACGCUUAACUAAUGAAAGAUUCGCGAUACCAGAGAUAUUAUUUCAUCCAUCAGAUAUUGGUAUUCGACAAAUGGGAAUUCCUGAAGCUAUCAUGGACUCUGUAAAGGCUUGCGGCGAAGAGAUGUGGCCCCACCUUUUAUCAAAUAUCAUUCUUACUGGUGGUAACGCGAAAUUUCCGGGAUUCAGAGACAGAGUCUACAAGGAAGUCAGAAGUUUAGCUCCGGCGGAAUACGCGAUAAACGUCUAUUUACCACAAAACCCGAUUACUUAUGCAUGGCACGGUGGGAAAAAGCUUUCGCAAGAAGCGAUAUUCUCCAAUCUGUCAGUGACAAGAGAAGAGUACGAGGAAGAAGGGCCGUCUGUGUGUUUCGAAAAGUUUGAUAUUUAAUUCUUCUUUACAUAUUAUUUAUUACAGAAAAUACCGUAAUUAAAAAGAAAAAAGAAUUUAUGAAUCAAAAAUAAGUCACGUUUAAUACAGAUAGAUACAAAUAUUCGAAAUGUUGCAAGUGUGGAAUGUGUAUACUCGACACCAAAUUAUCUUCAGAUACAUUUCAUUUCUGCCAUUA
Molecule: messenger RNA, 1537 nt
Organism: Harpegnathos saltator (Jerdon's jumping ant)
Lineage: Eukaryota; Metazoa; Arthropoda; Insecta; Hymenoptera; Formicidae
Gene: Arp6
Product: Actin-related protein 6
Exons: 3
Coding region: 184-1359 (391 amino acids)
Source: RefSeq, a predicted model, not a curated record